AUGUCUAGGCUCUUGUUGGCAUCGAAGGUCGCAGAAUCUCAUAAUUUUCCCUUCUGGAAUGCUGAUCAACUUACGAAAACUAAAGAAGGGUUGCCAGUUUUUGUGUGGGAUUGUGAUACAAAGACUGAACAUGAGAUGGUUUUCAGGCAAUGGAACAAGGGUGCCAAUGUGCUCAUCAAGAAUUGGGUCAUGGACUUUGUGAAGAGGCGGGAACUGAAGCUUGGUGAUGAAAUUGGCCUUUACGGGGACAGUUGCAGUUCAAGAUUCAAAUGUUCUGUUCUUAACCGAGCUGCAAGAAGCAAUGAGAACACUGACAAUCUUGUUGGGAAGAGCCAGUGA
This is a messenger RNA of Durio zibethinus, 339 nucleotides long. Its product is annotated as B3 domain-containing protein At2g33720-like. The record is from RefSeq and is a predicted model, not a curated record. NCBI's taxonomy places the organism in Eukaryota, Viridiplantae, Streptophyta, Magnoliopsida, Malvales, Malvaceae.